Messenger RNA from Morone saxatilis (striped sea-bass), 1702 nucleotides. RefSeq names its product zinc finger protein 286A-like. The record is from RefSeq and is a predicted model, not a curated record. Gene Ontology annotation, cellular component: nucleus. Lineage: Eukaryota; Metazoa; Chordata; Actinopteri; Moronidae. Gene Ontology annotation, molecular function: DNA-binding transcription factor activity, RNA polymerase II-specific; RNA polymerase II cis-regulatory region sequence-specific DNA binding. The coding region runs from base 52 to 1479 and encodes 475 amino acids. The transcript has 7 exons.
UCUCAUCGUCCCCACGCAUACAGUUCCGGGUGGAGUGUAAAUGGUGGAAACAUGGGUCAAAUCGAAGAACUAAAAAUGUUUGUCUCCGAGCGGCUGCACGCUGCUGCCUCUGAAAUAUUAGGCGCUAUAGAAAAAACAAUGACGGACUACGAGAAGCAGGCUUCCCGGUUGAAGGAAGAAAACAACCGCCAUCGCUCAGUGCUGGACAUUAUCCUCAAAACCAAGUUACCGGGGACAGAAGCAGGUCGUGCCACCAAAAGUACCACUACUGCCAUCAGCCCACCGGCAGCAGAUUCAAGUCCUACCUGCAAGGCCACAGAAACCCCCCGCCAAUCCAGUGAGUUACAGUGUGUCUUCACCUCACGCACCGACCUCCUGAAGUCCGCAACCAAUGGCGACUGUCCCUACUGCCUCAAGAGUACUGAAGCCACUGAGACGCACUUAAUCAAAAAGCAUUAUCUGUUUGCUGUUCAUUUUACUGAGAAUGGCACUGUGAAAUUUGUUGUACCGUGUACGUGCAAAGACAGGAUCCAGGGCAGGAGUCACUGGCACUGUCCAUAUUGCAUUAAGAUCAUUUAUCGGAAAUGCAACUUUGAGCGGCACAUAUCUAAACAACACCGUUAUACAAUACUGCAGCAAAGCCAUGACGCAGGAGAUGGAUCCGCACCCUCUGUCUCUGCCUUUGAGGAGGAGGUUCCCCCGAGUCCUGAACCUUGGUGUCAGGAGCUUGGUAGUCUGGACCAGGAGGACCCACAGACCUCACUGCUGCUUCAAAUUAAAGAAGAGCAAGAAGAAAUAUGGAGACAAGUGAGUCCUCCCGAGUUGCAGAGCUCGGAGCAACUGCAGACCAAGGGCGAGCAAAUACCAAAAAGUAACAGUGAAAUGGGAGAACAAAGUAUGGAGGAAGAUCACGCCAAAGACUCUGCGUUCACUGUUGCCUGUGUGGACAAUUAUAUUCAAGAUCUUAGUGAAAUAAUCAGCGUGGAACGCAGCAAGAAACGCUGUCUUUCUAAUUCUUCAACUCUGGAAACUCUGGAACCUCAGCACGCCCCUGAAGACGAGAUUGAGGAGUGUAAGAAGAACCAUACACCUUGUUUACAGGCUACCAGUUCAAAGAGUAAAAAGCGUGUGAAACGAUCUUCACACACCUUGAAUUUAAAUAUGAAGAAAUCAACAAAACUAUCCGUCAGUCAGAAUCCCACAGGUCCUCAUUGUUGUAAAGCCUGUGGAAAGACUUUCCAUUACAUGUACACGCUGAAGACACACGUGCAAACACACACAGUGGAUAAAAUUUGCGGACUAUGUGGAGAACAUUUAGAGUCCACGGGGAGUUUAAUCCAGCACCUUCAAAGCCACACAGAGAGAAACAAAUGUGAUAUAUGUGGCAAACAGUUUUCCAAUAAUUCCCGUCUGAAACAGCAUAGGAGAUUCCACGGACCAAAGGGUCUAAAUGUCACGUCAUCAUUAAAUACCACCUAAAGUCCUACAGAUGUCAUAAAUGCAUCAAAAGCUGCUGUGAUGAUCGGAUUCUGAUCCACUGCAGUGAAAUACAGAGAGGGAGACACCCGUCCAGAGCUGUAUUUACGGGAGGAGGAACUCAGUCCAUGUUGAUGUUUAUUGUUUAUCUUUGUAUUCAUUUACAAUUUUGUAGAUUUAACUUUGAAUAAAAAACAAACAAACUCAAGACUCUGAUUCAAAGUCA